AACAUUGGUCAACUUGAGCUGAAUUGAUGAACAUCUUAUAUAUGAUUGAAGGUAAAAGUAGAUUAAUGAGGCAAGAUAUCACCCUCAAUACAUGUAAUUUGCUUAUUUGUAAGACAUUUACAGUGAUUAAAGUUUCAAUUGAUCACUGUUUUAAAUGUACAAUGUAAAUUAUACUGUCAAUAUUCUUAAUAGAUGUAGUCCAAAAAGCCAGUGAACGGUUCUAGUGAACGAAGAAAAAUUACCUAUCAAUUUCAAAAUCGAUGAUUUGAUAGAUAUCUAAUGAACAAUUGAGUGGUGAUGAGUACUUCGAAAACUUUAAAAUAACAAAGGAAAUAAAAAUCAGGACUGGAUAAAAAUUAGUUAUGCAUUCUCUCUUGCCUUAUUAAACCUUUUUCAAAGGAAAUAUGUAGGCCUAUUCCUUGGUGGAAUCAAGAAGACUUCUAUUUAUAGAGAAAGCAAGAGCAGAGCUCUUUUAUCGAGCAUCCCAUGGUUUACUGCUUUGCUUCUUUUGAAAAUGAGUCAGUGCUAUGAUAUCUUUCAACGUCUAAGGAAAGUUCUGAUUGUGGUCAAGAUAACAAAUUGGGACAAGAAAUAUAAGUUCAAAACAUUGGAAUUGUAGUUCAGUUGUUGGUAAGAAACCCAAUAGAUUGAAUAAUACGCAACGGCAUACCGGUCAUUAGGUGAGUAUAUUUAUUUCUCAUUAAAAGCUAUAGGUAUUGGAUACUUUGAAGCAUGUGUGAAUGCUCCCUGAGAAAUAGAAUAUUGUUGUGCCUGACAGAGAACAUAUUCUUUGAUUGAUUUAUAACACACAAGAUUUAUAAAUAUCUUAGUUAUCAAUGCGGAUAUUCUUUCAAAAUAUUUUUCAUAAAAAAUCAAUUCACUAUUGCCAUAUGGCAAUGAACAGAUACACGUUUUGACGGUUGCUACAAAUCAAAGAGAGGAAGUUGGUGUUCCUCUCCAGCUUCAACAAAAUGGUUAUUUAUAGAUAAAAUCCAGCCAUAAAUCACACUGGCUUUCAAAAUUUUAUUUCUUGUGUAUGUUAUCGUUAAUCUUUUUAUCAUUCUCGAUAAUCCUCAGAAGUCAUGUUUAUUUUAAAAAUAAAUGACAAAAUGAACCCAAAGUAAUUAUUUUCUAUUUUUAUAAAAUUUCUACCGUUUAGCCAAUCUCUGUUUGUUUUAUGAGAAUUUUUCACUCAUAUUGAGACAGAUGAAGCACUACAAGUUUAGACCUAUGCUUAGCGCUUACGGCCGUAACAGUAAGGCAUAUUUAACGUGCUAACGCCUGCUGCGACACGGGUCCUCCGUAUUUAAGGUCAUAUCCGAAAUACCCGUGAUUCUCACCUCUAAAUGACGAGCGUCUGGGAAAGGAGCAAUCACUACCCAUAUUUCACGUGACCAUGGCACAAACGGGGAUCGAAUGAUCGGUUAUGAAGUGAACCGUCUACUAUGCCAAUUUAAAAAACAAUAUUAUCAUUAUUAUUUCAUGUUUGUUUCACAGUCUAUAAUCAGUAAGUGAAUACAAAACUUAAUUGACGAUUUCACAUGAUUAAGAAUGUUUACCAUUAAGUGAAUAUAACCUACUUGUUUCACAGUCUAUAAUCAGUAAGUGAAUACAAAACUUAAUUGACGAUUUCACAUGAUUAAGAAUGUUUACCAUUAAGUGAAUAUAACCUACUUGUUUCACAGUCUAUAACCAGUAAGUGAAUACAAAACUUAAUUGACGAUUUCACAUGAUUAAGAAUGUUUACCAUUAAGUGAAUAUAACCUACUUGUUUCACAGUCUAUAACCAGUAAGUGAAUACAAAACUUAAUUGACGAUUUCACAUGAUUAAGAAUGUUUACCAUUAAGUGAAUAUAACCUACUUGUUUCACAGUCUAUAAUCAGUAAGUGAAUACAAAACUUAAUUGACGGUUUCACAUGAUUAAGAAUGUUUACCAUUAAGUGAAUAUAACCUACAUGAUUAAGAAUGUUUACCAUUAAGUGAAUAUAACCUACAUUGUAUCUUGUAUAUCCCGUAUGCUACAUAAGAAAUGAAUUAUGCUUAGCCAAAUCUAACCUAUCACACCUCCAAACAUACUAGUACGACUGUUUCCAGUACCAAACAUACUAGUGCGACUGUUUCCAAUACCAAAAAUACUAGUACGACUGUUUCCAGUAUUAAAAAUACUAGUACGACUGUUUCCAGUACCAAACAUAUUAGUGCGACUGUUUCCAAUACCAAAAAUACUAGUACGGCUGUUUCCAGUACUAAAAAUACUAGUACGACUGUUUCCAGUACCAAGAAUACUAGUACGACUGUUUCCAGUACCAAACAUACUAGUUCGACUGUUUCCAGUACCAAAUAUACUAGUACGACUGUUUCCAGUAUAAGUUUUUACUCUUCACGUCGAGAUUGACACAGAAUACAUUUACGAACGUAAUGACUCAACAUUUGCAGCAGAAGAGUGCAGAUGAGAAACUACGGAACUUUGGAGGGAAACAAUCGGGGAAAUCUAACACCAUCGAAAAACAGCCACCCCUCCCUCCCCGGUACUCAAACUCACUGCCACUAAGCAUCAGGAAUGCACCACUAGAUGAAGGAAAAGAUCAGAACUCUUCAGUGGAUCUUGAAAUGGCGGAUAGAAGAACGCAGAGAGGCUCCAACAACAACCAGACGACAAGUUACGAUACAAGGUCAACGGAAGUAAAACGAAGGUCAAGGAGCGCUGGGCCUUCGGGAAAAAAUAAGAUGAGAAAUUCGAUGGACGAGAAAAAGUUUUUAGCUGCUCAGGAAAAGAAAAAUAAAGCAUCCAGAUAUUAUCAACGGAGACAAGAACUCAAACAAGGCACACGACAUUCCCUUUACAACGAACCAGAAUCUGACGAAGGAGGAUUUCCUAAUUAUAGCUCUAGUGCAUCCGACUCGGAUGGUAACAAACAAGCAAAUUGGGUGAAAAAUCCAUUAAGCAUGAAAAAAGGUAAAAAAUAUGAAAAAAGACAACAGAGUGGAACUUAUGACAAUGGUGUUUACAGCAUAAACGAAAAUGAAUACAACAGAUUAGAAAGUCAAAAUAUAAAGAACCGUCAACCUACGAGAAUGGGCUUAUCUCUUGAAUCCGAAUAUCAAGACAAAAAUGGAAACCCAAAAAAUAAGUUUCAGAAACUGGAAGAAAGACGGAAUCAACGGAUAGAUUUUACUGUGACAUCAGACGAUGAGGUAAAUUCUCCUGAAGCAGGGAUUUCCAAAUUAAGACAAAGAGCUCUUCAGGGAUCCAAGCCAUCAACUAAAUUACCCGACACUUUGGAAGAUUGGAACUUCUCUUCAAAAGCUCCACAGGUUUCUUCUGCAAUCGAAGUUAAACGGACGUAUCAUGAAAAUGUCGAACAGGCAGAAAAUGGAUCUUCCUCGUCGGAGCAGAUUACUCUUCGACAGAUAGGUCCUGGUAUACGUGUGUCAAAGUCCCCGAGUCAGACCAGUAGCGAUGGGGGACAACGGCGGGAAAACUGCCAAGACAAAAAGGCAACUGUGCAAGGAAGUUAUAGAAAAAUACCAAAACAGGAGAGUGACUUCCUGAAGAUUCAAAAUGUUAACAAACCUGAGCCUGACGAAUCAUCAAAACGAGAUGAUGGGACACGAUCUGGUGAUGCUAUUAACAGAAUAAGGGAAAUACCCUCUGGAGGAUACGCAAGAUACACUGUUGAAAGUCAAGGGAAUAUCCCGUCACGUGUCCGAAACAUACAGAAUAGGAGUGAGGAGAAAGUGAUUAAUUUUCAGGAGGUGAAAUCUAAUCAACCGGUUACCAUUAAAAAGGCAAUUGACAGAAUGGAUAAUAAAAGAAAAUCGUAUAGUGACGAUGAUUCUUUAGACGAUCUGGUCGAAUCAAAUAUACAAUACUUAGAAAGUGAGUUCGAAAAUGGAAAAUUAAAGAAACUUAAUAAUCAGAAACCAGGAAAAUUCCCAGUUCAAAUUGAAGUGAACAAAGAAAAAAGGCGUUCAGCAUCAUUGGAUGGCUUUGGUCGAUCUAGACCUAGUGAUUCUUAUCAGAGUGAGGUAAAACUUCGAUUGCAAAUUCCAUCUAUAGCACAGAACAAUCGAUUUCACCAAACCAAAAUCGACCCUCAUAACCGUUACGAUGACGGAGGGAAACGCCAGUUAUAUUCUCCUCAAGUACCUAGGAAGCCUGUUCAAAUUACAAACUCCCAACCCCAAUACCAAAACAGUGCAUUCUUUCAAAACACUGUUCCAAAGUAUGAAAGAAAAUUUCAAUCAGCAACAGCAAGUCCCUACUUACAAAGAAGGGCUGUAGAUUUAGGGGAGAUGGGAGAUAUAUCUAGAUCUGAAAAUCAGCUUAACUCUCAAGAAAAGGGGUUUUCUUAUCAGUUGCCGUCAAAUUUCAUUCAUCCCUGUUUCAAAGAAUACCAGACAACUGAAACAACUGUUUACAGAAGUAAAGACGAUGAUGUCAUAUCUAGGGAAUCCGUAACAAAGAGUUUUUCAGUCCCAGCAAUGGAAAGUGGAAUGUUCUCUGAUGUGGAUUACGACAUUGAAGUUUCUGAGAGAAUUAAAAAGUGGGAGAAAUAUAUGAAGAAACCUGGAGUGCAAGAAGGUGAUAAAUCAUUAUCAUCAAUUUCUGAAUCCACAUCUAACUGGUCUGUUGAGCCUGAAACCCCGGUACCAGUACCGCAAACAAUAGCAUUAUCGUCAACAUCCGUUACUGUGACAAAGACUCCCUCAAAACCUGCUGAGCAAGUGAAAACAGUAGCAGCCACAGAAACUUCAAAAUCUUAUUUCGAACCAAAAGUUAAGUCGACCGAAACCAAUACACAUCGAAUUUUUCGUGUUGUACAGGACUCCAGACAAGACGAUGCACAGGCGAAAGACAGUACGUUUAACUGGGUACAAAAUCCUCUUGUGUCUGAAAAUGAUCAGACAGAGAUGGGAAGCAUUUGUGUGGAGGAAUCAGUGUUAAGUCCAUAUGUGGUUUCCAAACAAGGGUGGCCUCCUCAAGUAGCUUCAAUGUUGGAAGUGGAAAAGAGGCCUUUGAGACUUUGUAGGUUAGAAGAUGAAAUUAAUGAACUUCAGGAUGUUAAAAUUGAGAGUGUUCGAGACCUGAGAAGAAAGUUUGACUCGGAUGCCAGCGGGAACGAAAGUACAGACGUAACCGAUACACCGUCCACAUCUGCGGUGAUGACGCCAAUCCGCCAACGGAGACAAUUUGUUCGGCCUGCUCAAAUUCCAGAAUCAAAAACUAUGUACUUGCAAAUGCCAAAGCAGAGAGAAAGUCAGUCCACACCACAAUCAAAGAGUUAUGAAAGGAAAAUCAACACUCUCAGAGUGGAGAAGACACCUGUCGUAGAAGAUGUGUGGUCACCAAACAUGCCGAGUGAUAAAGGAUUGGUUAGCAUCGAGCGUGUAAAAGCCCGAACAUUGCAGACAAUUCCUUUUUCUGAAGACCCAAUAUGGAAGGAAAUAGAAGAAAUGACGAACAUGGAAUUGUUGGUCAAUGAUAUGAGUGAACCAGCUAUAUCUCCGGUUGUCCAUCCAUCCAACGAAUCCUCAAUACUGAAAAGAAAUAGUUAUGUAGGUUUUGAAAAAGCUCCAGUUAAUGUGCCAAACACAACAUUAACCCCAGCGACGCAGCCACAAAUAAAACCUGUAGUAAAAGCUAAACCAUAUUUAACACCAACCAUCCAACCACUAAAACUUACAGUUGACACGAAAAGUAGCGUUGAUGCUCUAGAUGAGGUUCUUGAAGACAUCAGAUCAUCCUUACAAAAGAAACCUUUGAGUCCGAGUGUUCAGAGGAAACGAAUAGAUGAUACUGGAUCUUCGUCCGUGUUGUCGCCUACAGUUUCUAGCACAGGUCAAAUAUUUUUCCCGACAAAAUCCAGCAUCAAAACAGAAACACAAGCAUCUGCAACUGCUCCUUUGACAAACCAGUUUGGAUAUAAACCUAGUUGGCAAGACCUGUAUGAGAACAAUGAUGUCAUUUCGUCCAUGGAACAGUCUACUCAUGUUCAGAAUAUGUCAACAUACAUCGACCCACAGUUCACAAAAUAUCCACAUAUUAUAAACGGAAAUUAUCAACUGGAUCCGCAUCUUCUGAAAGAAAAACUGUUAAGCACUGGUCUCGCAGAAUACCAUUCGGAGACGGAAGAAUCUCGAAGAAGAGCACCACCCACUCCUCCCGAGAGAAAGUGUGAUGCUGAAAGACAAGUGUUGCGAUCAAUGGAAGAGCUCAGAAAGCUUGCGGAGGAUGUUGAGACUAGGCUCCGUCAAAUAAGGACAAAGAUUAUCCAAAGUGAUGAAAAUAAAUUAGACAUAGUUGUUUCAGCACUGAAAAAAUUCGAACCGGACAUUACCCUGAAGCAAGACUCGCCGCAUAGUGAAAGUCGCGAAGAACAUUCUAGAAAAAUGAAAAAGAUGGAGGAGGCAUUGUCAGAAUUGAACAGAAUUUACAAGCAGCUAGAUAUUGACGAGGAGAAAAGCAAAGGAUCAACUUCCCUCGGUAGGUCCAAAUCAUUUAAUAUCAAUUCUUCUCGACCGGAAUUUAAAAGAACUUUAUCAGACUCAGAUUACAAUGUAAACAUAUAUCGAGAUGAAUGUAUAGCCGAAGUUGAAAAAGAAACUCAGCGUGAAUUUGAAGACAUCAAUAAAUCUUUUCAGACUCUCCUCGCAGAAGUGUCAAGUGAUGCAAUACAAUCACCAAAGACACAUGUGGAAGAAGUUGAUCACAAUGCGCAAAUCAAUGCUACACUAAAGAAUUUUCUUGGCGAUUUUCGAGCUUCGAAUUCAAGGUCGACAACUGAAACAAUUGACCCAACAGAACUGAAAAGGCAGUUUUCUCAUUUGGAUGACAAUUCUCCUGCAAUACAAAACCCGUGUAGAGAUGUACUGAAAUCCGAGGUAUAUACAGCUUGUUCGGGUCCAUUCAAUGUGCUGGUUGGAAUCAAUGGAAAACCAAGAAGACCAAAUCCAAUGCCAAGGAAAAAGCCACAAACGCAGCAUUCAGAGAAACGGGGAGAAAACACAACACAAAACACUUCAAACUGUAAUAAUGGGGAAAACUGUUCUAAUGUUUCAGAAACCAAAACAUCUUCUGUGCGAAUCCAGUUGUCGCCAUCUUUAUCACGCGAAUCAGUAUCAAAGGAAUGUUCUGACUGUGAUGACUUACAAAGUAAUAAUGGUAAAGCGCAAAGAAGAUUUAAGAAAAACAUGAAUCUUAGUCAUCGUAAAUCAAUGCCAGCGGACAUGAUAAGGAAAAGUGUGGAAACCCAAACUACUGAUGUAAAUUGGGGAACAUCAGUAGCCAGUGUGAGAGAAAAGUUUUCAAAGAAAACCGAAAGAGAAGAUUCUGUCUCGAGUGAAAGUUCUGUGGAUUUUAGAGGACCAACGAGAAGGCGGCAGAUAGCUAAGGGAAUAGCUAUGAUGCUCGAAUUCUUCAGUUCUAGUGACGACGAAAGGGGGAAAAUGACUCUUUCUCAUUCACACAGUGCACCUGACAUACGCAGUUUGUUUGAGGCAGACUGCAAAGAUAAACCGGUAUCUAACAAGGUGCAGACACCAAGAUCAGUAAAACAACUACAUGAAACGAGAACCAGAAAACGAUCUAUAGAACUGAGAAAGAAAGAGAGAGGAGGCGAAGACAAAACAGAGGACGCGUCAUUAGCAUCGACAACAUCUGAUGAUGGAUACGGAACCAAACCUCCCGUUCAUCCCGGCAAACAAAGAUCAUUUAGUCCAGAAGUUAGAAAUGAGGGAAAUCAACGCAAAAUAUCAGGUGAAUCUCGAGGACAAACGCCAGCCGAUGAAUCGGAUUUUGACAAAAUACAUAUGCGCAAGGAAAAAGAUCUUGCAAAAGAUUACCAAGAAUCCGAAAGACCACACAGUUUUCAUGAACUUCUUGCAAUGUUUGAAUCUAAUCCUUUAAGACUGAUGAAAAUGAAAAACUCAUUAAGAAAAUGUGCUUCUGUGGACGGAAUUGAGCAGGAAACGAUACUUUGUAAAACAUUUUCAUCUGAACCGGACCUUAGCAAAGCGGACGGUUUAAGUGGUCAAGCAAUUCUUAAGCUCGAGGUUAAGUUUAAAAACUAAGAUAGUCAUAGUUAAACAAAUGUAAACAACCUCAUAUUCACCAAAUUAGAAAACAUUAAUAGUAGGCUAGCAAUAUUAUGUAGAUCAAUUCUAGCGAAAUUUGUAACCAGCUUUGAAAAGAGAUGCAGCUUUUGUGAAGCUUUGGCGUUGAAUCAUGGCAGACUGUGUCAUACUAAAAUGUGAUACAAAAGCACAAUGUGAUAACAAAAGACAAAGGUCGUGAUGUAUAAAUAAUUAAAAUGGC
Ostrea edulis (European flat oyster) is the source of this 8318-nucleotide messenger RNA. RefSeq lists its product as uncharacterized. The transcript has 3 exons. The coding region runs from base 2420 to 8074 and encodes 1884 amino acids. The record is from RefSeq and is a predicted model, not a curated record. Lineage: Eukaryota; Metazoa; Mollusca; Bivalvia; Ostreida; Ostreidae.